CUUUAAUUUAUAUUUAGGAUAUAUCUUUGUUGAAGGUUAUCUUCAUUGUUUUAACGUUUUGGUAUUCCCGCCCCUGCCUUGUUCAUCUGUACAAUGGCGGUUCCUCUCUUCAAUCUUGCUCCGAAUCUCACAGUUUCAAAGCUCUGCUUUGGUACCAUGACGUUCGGGGAGCAGAACUCUCUGUUCCAGUCAUUUCACCUCCUUGACCAAGCUUUCGAUGCUGGCAUCAACUUCUUCGAUUCUGCUGAAAUGUAUCCAGUGCCUCAACGUUCUGAGACUCAGGGACGGAGUGAGGAGUACCUUGGCCAUUGGAUUAGAAGCCGAAAAAUUGCUCGGGACCGUAUUGUUUUAGCUACAAAGGUUGCCGGACCAUCUGGGCAAAUGACUUGGAUACGAGACGGACCAAAGUGUUUGGAUACUAAGAAUAUUACAGAAGCAAUUGAUGCUAGCUUAAAGCGACUGCAAACGGAUUUCAUUGAUAUUUAUCAGAUUCAUUGGCCUGAUCGGUAUGUUCCAAUGUUUGGAGAAACUGAAUAUAAUCCAUCCUGGCAAUACUGUUCAGUUACUAUAGAAGAGCAACUUUUUGCGCUCAGCAAGGCUGCUGAUGCUGGUAAGAUCAGGUAUAUUGGCCUCAGCAAUGAAACACCUUAUGGUGUUAUGAAAUUUGCACAUAUUAAUGAAAGAUAUCCCCAUAUUCCGAAAGUUGUUUCAUUACAGAACUCGUACAAUUUGCUUUGUCGAACUUUUGAUUCUGGCCUAGCUGAAUGUUGUCAUCACGAGAGAAUCAGCUUAUUAGCAUACAGCCCCUUGGCGAUGGGCAUACUUUCUGGGAAGUACUUUUCUCCUGAAGGCGGUCCUGCAGAUGCUCGACUUCAUCUUUUCAGAGGAAAAUAUUUAGAAGGGGAAUCUAGAUAUAACCUAACCAAUACCGUCGUCAGAACAGCUACCAUGGAGUAUAUUAAGGUUGCUAAGAAAUAUGGCCUUCAUCCAGUCUCUAUGGCAAUUGCAUUUGUUCUCAGGCAUCCCCUCGUAGCAAGUGUCGUUUUUGGUGUUACGAAGUCAUGGCAACUCUUGGAUAUUCUAAAUGCAGUUAAGGUUGAGCUCACACCUGAAAUGAUUUCUGAAAUAGAUGAAAUUCAUUCGAGGUUUCCCAAUCCAUGCCCUUGAUUUGGAGUUUAAAUGAGUGAAGAAGGCCACCCUUAAAAGAGGAAGAAACCUCCUUAAUGGGAUGCUCAACUCGAGCAGUCUUAUUUUAAAUAUAUUGUAGAUGAGUGGGUUUGAUACUAUUUGUAAGAAUAGAGCAAAUAAGAUGCUGUCUUUUAGAAAAUCAUAUUGAUGAAAGGUUGCAUUGUCAGAUAAAUGUAACUUUUGAAAGGAAAAAAAGAGGAGGUUUCUUCUUUUCCUCUACUAAAUCUAAUGAACCAAGGCAGCAACCUUUAGGUAAAGGUAAUUCUAACAUUUUGAUAGUCAAUAAUUGUUUGUAUUUAUGAUUCAUACGAGAAAAAAGAAAGCGUACACUUUUCUGGCAUA
Cucumis sativus (cucumber) is the source of this 1530-nucleotide messenger RNA. Its product is annotated as protein tas. The transcript is spliced from 13 exons. The record is from RefSeq and is a predicted model, not a curated record. NCBI's taxonomy places the organism in Eukaryota, Viridiplantae, Streptophyta, Magnoliopsida, Cucurbitales, Cucurbitaceae. Bases 94 to 1167 code for a protein of 357 amino acids.